GGUGAGACGGUACAAAGGGCAAGCUAGAAACAUCAGCUGACCUAGUUAUUCAGUAGCUGAUCGUUGUGUAACCUGCCUCUUUCAAUUGCAUUUUAUCUCAGAUAAAAAUCACAUUGCAAAUCUUCAGUUCGAGCUGCAGAUGAGACUUCCUCAUCGCUCCUUUUGCAUCUUCAGGAGUUUAUUCUCUCAGAGACAACAACCAAACCCACCGAGGCGAGGCUUGAGUGGUGCAGCGAUGCGUCUGGUGCAGUUUCAUCGGCAUGGUGACGGAGGACGCAUCAGAGUGGGAGUGGAGCAGGUUGACGGAGGGCUCGGCGUGGUGGAUUUGAAGGAGUUUGACCCCUCCAUGCCCUCGACGAUGAGAGAGCUGCUGGAGCUGGGAGAUAAAGGUCUGGAGUGUGCACAGAGAGCGCUGUCGUCCGGUCGGUGUGUGGUGGAGCGAUCAGACCUCCAGCUGCUGUCUCCCGUGUUGGCCCCAGAGAAGGUAGUGUGUGUGGGCAUGAACUACCGGGACCACUGCCUGGAGCAGAACGCCCCGAUCCCCAAAGAACCGAUCAUCUUCAGCAAAUUCCCCAGCGCCAUCACCGGGCCGUACGACGACAUCAUCCUCCCCUCAGAGAGCGAGGAGGUGGACUGGGAGGUGGAGCUGGCCUUUGUGAUUGGACGAAGAGGAAAACACAUCAAGGAGGAAGACGCUCUCUCCUACGUGGCCGGGUUCACUGUGGCCAAUGAUGUUAGCGCGCGUGACUGGCAGAUGAAACGCAACGGGAAGCAGUGGCUGCUGGGAAAAACGUUCGACAGCUUUUGUCCUCUCGGCCCCGCCUUAGUGACCACCGACGCUGUGAAAGAUCCUCACAACCUGGGAGUCUCCUGCCUGGUUAAUGGAGACACAGUGCAGAGCAGCAACACUGAUCAGAUGAUCUUCAAGACUGAGGCGCUGGUCGCCUGGGUCUCAAAAUUUGUAACAUUGACUCCAGGAGAUGUUUUCCUGACAGGCACUCCUCCAGGCGUGGGUGUGUUCAGAAAGCCACCCGUCUUUCUCAAGAAAGGAGACGUGGUGGAGUGCCAGAUUGACCAAUUAGGCUCUAUUAUCAACAAGGUCGUCUAAACCAGGAGACAAACGGCUGAAAACACCAAGAAUCUGCAGUUCAAUUAACUUUGUACUUUUGAUGGGCUGCUUUACACAAUGAAUUACUAUUUCCAUUUGAUGUGUAAAUCAGCUGGAAAUGUUUGCCGAUGAAUACGUAUGGCACUACAGUUAUUGUGAGGAAGGAAAACAUGGUAUAGUUACACCAUGAAACAGUGUAAUUACAUGAUGUGCUGUUUGCAGCUUGACCUCAGUUGAGUCAUCACCAUCUGUAAAAAUACCCCUCGAUCAGCAGCCACCCACUCAGAAACUGAAUGACUUUCAAUAAGUCGUUUUAAUAUUCAUGGUGAAUUGUAUAUAACACUUUUUGACUCAUUUAGAGGAUUCAAGCAGACACCUAAUUAAUUUAAUCAAAUAAAGAAAUGAGCGGUCUUCAAAAUGUGUCCCUUGCUUUGCCUG
Molecule: messenger RNA, 1546 nt
Organism: Cottoperca gobio
Lineage: Eukaryota; Metazoa; Chordata; Actinopteri; Perciformes; Bovichtidae
Gene: fahd2a
Product: fumarylacetoacetate hydrolase domain containing 2A
Exons: 8
Coding region: 140-1108 (322 amino acids)
Molecular function (GO): catalytic activity
Source: RefSeq, a predicted model, not a curated record